Molecule: messenger RNA, 1998 nt
Organism: Melitaea cinxia (Glanville fritillary)
Lineage: Eukaryota; Metazoa; Arthropoda; Insecta; Lepidoptera; Nymphalidae
Gene: Sema1a
Product: semaphorin-1A
Exons: 14
Coding region: 16-1998 (660 amino acids)
Biological process (GO): semaphorin-plexin signaling pathway; positive regulation of cell migration; axon guidance
Molecular function (GO): chemorepellent activity; semaphorin receptor binding
Source: RefSeq, a predicted model, not a curated record
GAAAAUGACGUACAAAUGUGUGUCGUCAAAGGAAAGGAUGAGGAGAGUUGUCAAAACUACAUUCGAGUGCUGGUGUCGCUCGGCACGGGAAGGCUACUGGUCUGCGGCACCAACAGCUUUAAACCAUUCUGCAGAGAGUACGGUGUGCAAAGAGAUUCCUAUCAUAUGGAAAAGGAGAAGUCUGGCCAGGCGGUCUGUCCGUACGACCCUGAACAUAACUCCACUGCUGUUUACGCUGAUGGAGAACUGUAUUCAGGAACGGUAGCCGACUUCAGCGGCAUGGAGCCCAUCAUCUACAGAGAGCCAUUACAAACAGAACCGUACGACUCUAUGACUUUGAAUGCUCCUGAUUUCGUGAAUUCAUUAGUACACGGAAACUUCGUCUACUUUUUCUUUCGGGAAACUGCUGUCGAAUACAUCAACUGUGGAAAAGCGGUGUUUUCUCGAGUUGCUCGGGUGUGUCGCGACGACCGCGGCGGACCGCACCGGUUCAAACAACGCUGGACGUCGUUCCUAAAGUCGAGACUCAACUGCUCCGUUGCAGGGGAUUUCCCUUUCUACUUCAAUGAAAUACAAUCAACAACAGAACUAAUUGAAGGCGUCUACGGUGGCCUCAAUGCACAGUUAAUUUACGGCACGUUCACAACUCCUCCAAACAGUAUAUCGGGGAGUGCCGUCUGUGCGUUCAGUAUGCAAGAUAUCGCAGAUACGUUCGAAGGAACUUUUAAGGAGCAAAGUGCGAUCAACUCUAAUUGGCUGCCAGUAAAUAGUGCAAAGGUACCAGAACCUCGACCGGGUACUUGCCACAAUGAUUCAAGGCAGUUGCCAGAUCAAACGUUGAACUUUAUCAAAACUCACGCUUUAAUGGAUGAAUCAGUGCCAGCUUUCUUUGGAGAACCAAUAGUUAUAAGAACCAGUUUUCAUUAUCGAUUUACACAAAUCGCUGUAGAUCCUCAAGUAAAAACUCCUGGUGGAAAAGCGUAUGAUGUUCUAUUUAUUGGGACAGAUAAUGGCAAAAUCAUCAAAGCAAUAAACGCAGUAUCUUACGAUUCGAACAAGCGAGCGGUACCAGUUGUUAUUGAAGAGUUACAAGCGUUCGCCGCUGGUUCUCCUGUUAGAGCUCUAAGGGUAGCCAGAGCUGGCCGAGACGCUGCGAGGCUCAUCGCUGUAUCAGAUAGAGAAGUCCUUAGUCUGAGAUUGCAUCGGUGUUCAAGUGACAAGAUAAGCUCUUGCUCGGAAUGCGUAGCGCUUCAAGAUCCAUACUGCGCUUGGGACAAACAAGCUGGUAGAUGUCGCGCUUAUUCACACGGUGUCAGCCGUUGGCUCGAUGAGAAUUCGUUCUACCAAAGCGUCAGCACAGGAAGCCAUGCUGCCUGUCCACAUAGUAAAGACGCUGGAGCUGUAGGGGGGCUGAGCUCUGGUUUAUAUGACGAUGCAAGAGGUGAAAACAAGGGGGAAGUAAUCAACAUUGUUCAAGAUAAGGACGGCAAGGGAAACAAUAAUAAUAAUGAAGGUCCAGAAGUGCUACAAGCAGAUCCCCCUCCCGCCGCCUAUUCAGUAGAAACACUAGCGCUGGCAGUCGCAGCCGGGGCUCUGGCGGCGCUGGGCGCUGGGUUUGCUGCUGGUUAUAUUUGUGGACGGCGUUGCAAGAAGGACGAUGAUGAUAACAUGCCGUACCCUGAUACGGAAUACGAGUACUUUGAGCAACGACAGAAUAUUAACAGGAUUCAAGCAGAACCGAAGUUACUGCAACAAGUAGAGGAAGUCACAUACGCGGAGCCAGUGCUAGCCCCACAGCCCAAGCCCGCGUCCCCACGUGCCACACUGCGCAAGCACCCACCAUACCACCCCCACCACGAAACACUCUUCCAGUUCCAACCCGACUCGUACCGCCGGGAUAACUUCGGGACGCUUCGCUCCCACCAGGGCGAUGGGUACCGGCGUGGGAACGACAAUGGCUUCUCGACCACGCGCUCAGUGAAAAAAGUGUAUCUCUGA